Messenger RNA from Marchantia polymorpha subsp. ruderalis, 2732 nucleotides. The record is from the annotation of a GenBank genome assembly. NCBI's taxonomy places the organism in Eukaryota, Viridiplantae, Streptophyta, Marchantiopsida, Marchantiales, Marchantiaceae.
CAGCAGCACUUGAAUGAGGUAUAAUCGGUUGACCAUUGAUUGCACACACGCAGGGAGAUCGAAAUCGAAAGCUGCCUGCCUGCCUGCCCUCCUGCAUUGGCUAGGCUGGGGUGGGCUGGGCUAGGCCUACUGGGUUGAUUUGGAUCUUAUUAGUCGCCACUCCUUGCGGUCUUGACGUCUCCACUCUCCUGCUGACAAGCAUAUAAAUGCUCCGUUGCCGUCUCUUCUGCCGCAGGAAGGAGUGGUCUGUGAACGGUGUUGUGGUUUGACCACUUCUGCAUCUGCAGGUGCUGCAACACUCAUUCUGUCAUUCGUACCUUCCGACGACCUCUCCUCUCCUGUUCUCUGUACGAUUAGAGUAGGGAAGGAGAGGAUCCCUUUGUCCUGGCCGACAGAGGAAAGAAUCAGAAAUCAGAUAUUUUUCGAGUUCUGUGGACCGAAAUUCGAACAUUUCCAUAUUCGAAGUGCAAACAACAUGAGGAAAGAUCUCGUCGGUUCGAAGGAGCUGAAGAAUGCAGGUGGCGUCCGUACUUGAGAAUGGUCGACGAGGGGGAUUCGUAGACCGCGGGGCCGAGUGAGCUGAGAGACGUUCGAGCAGGAACGGAGUUGAUCGUGAAUGCCGAGAUCUUGACCCGGAGAUUUGUUGUGGAGAAAUGCGGAUAGUCUGAGGUGUAGUUUGUAUGAUACUGCAGCACCCUCCCGCCUGCCCAGCUACUCAGCCGAAAUGUGGUGGAAUUACGUUGACAUGUGGUUGGCGUGGGCAAGUGCCUUCUGCUGCCAUUCAACCGCCUUCGGUUUCUCCAUACAGGGCUGUGUCAUCCAGGCGGCCAUAGGCGCUGGCUACCUGGGGGCUGCCAAGACCAGGAGGAAGGAACUUCAAAAGAUACGGGAUGAUGAGGCAGCUGGCAAUCCAUUUGGAUUUCUCUACCAUGAUAUUGGUGCUUUGGAAACUUCCGCCCAAGAGAGGUUACCUCGUGUUGCCGUCGUCAUGCCCCUGAAAGGCGUUGGUGAAUUCAAUCUUGGCAACUGGAGGACUCAGGUUACGUCUCUUUACGGCGGUGAAGUUGAGUUCCUAUUUGUCGUCGAGAGCGUAGAGGAUCCAGCAUACAAUGCAGUUUCACAGCUUUUGCGGGAGCUGGGGGAUCAAGUUCAAGGGAGGGUUAUCGUGGCUGGCCUUUCAACCACGUGCAGUCAAAAAGUUCAUAAUCAGCUGGCCGGUGUAGAAGCUAUGCACAAGGAUACUAAGUAUGUUCUCUUUCUCGACGAUGAUGUUCGAAUCCAUCCUGGUACGAUAGGUUCUGUAGUCCGCGAUAUGGAGGUGAAUCCCAAGAUCUUUGUGCUUACGGGCUUCCCUUUUGAUAUACCAACACAAAGAUGUCUGAAGGCGUACUGCAUUUACGAAUAUCACAUGCCAUGCUCUAUUGGAUUUGGUCUGACUGGUGGUCGAACUUUUUUCUUGUGGGGUGGAUUCAUGAUGAUGCAUGCAGAAGACUUCAGAAGCAAUCGCUACGGACUGGUCUCAGGCUUGCGAUAUGGUGGAUAUUCUGACGAUAUGACUCUUGCAGCUGUAGCAGCUGCUAAUAAGCGAAUUAUAAGCUCCCCUCCGACCACCGUCUUCUUCCAUCCUCUCGGAAGGGUCAACUUCAAGCAGUAUUGGAAUUAUUUGCGAAAACAAAGUAUCGUUUUGGAGACGCACAUCACAACUGUGAAUUAUCUGAUGAAUCGCGCUCUGUUUUACUCGCACUGUUGGUUGUCAUGGGGACUCUGCAUUCCGUACUUUACGAGCUUGAUACACCUGCUGGCUAUCCUUCGAUUUUACUGUACAUCCAAUCCUGAGUUUAAUCCUGACAUCAAAACUGGUCUUGUAGUUGUAGGUUGCACAAUUACAUCUUCGCUUAUUGAAGUGUUGUCAAUGAAGCGCCUAUCCCGAGUGGAGAUUGACUUAUGCAAUGCCCUAUCUCCUGAGAGUCCGAAAGUAUCAAUCGAACCGUACGACUGGUUCCUUGUCUUCAUCUCAACAAUAUGUAGCAAUUUCAUGUAUCCAUGGGCAGCGUUCACUUCUAUGAUCACCCAACAUAUCAACUGGUCAGGUGUAGACUAUUAUUUUCGAAACGGGAAAAUGUGCCGAAUAGAAAGGCCGAAGAAAAGAGCGACACCCCCAAAAAAUUGGGUACAUACGAAGAAUGGGGCAUGGGACUCCAACUCUUUACAGUCCACAAUUGUUGGACGGACAAUACAGAGUAUAUGGGGAGAGAAUUUUAGAUCUCCACAACUCUUUGACAAGAAGAUUGAAUCUUGAAUUUUGUAUUAGUUUUCGAUUGUUUGCCAACAGGGAGUUAUGGAGCUUGUCGUGAACCUUUCACUGCAACCGUUCAAUAAGACGGUGGUUGUCAGAGGUGGAGACUUGCAUCUUCUCAGAGAUGGGAAGACCUCGUAAAGUGCCGCUGCAGAAUGUACCAUGGACUGUAACGAAAUGCUUCAUAUAGCAGCUUUCCCUUUGAAGAACGUUGUUUCUGGAAAGCUUGUAAAAGAUAACUAUUUUGUGAUCUAAUAUUUCAUCAAUGAAAAACGCACCAGCUGAUAGGUUUUAUGUAUCAUUCUUUACCGACAUAAGAAGCUGCAGUUAUACAGAAGCCUGGAACAAUUAGUGUCUUCUGUGCUUGAUGAGAAGAACAUUGAUUUUCGAUAAUCUACUAAAUAAAAGACGAUCUUGACCCAAUGCUUCGUAACUU